This is a messenger RNA of Phytophthora sojae, 4377 nucleotides long. RefSeq lists its product as hypothetical. The record is from RefSeq and is a predicted model, not a curated record. Bases 1 to 4377 code for a protein of 1458 amino acids. Gene Ontology annotation, molecular function: protein binding. The transcript has 8 exons. Lineage: Eukaryota; Oomycota; Peronosporomycetes; Peronosporales; Peronosporaceae.
AUGUGUCAACUUCCCCGUUUGAGUUUCCUGGAUACCGUCGAGCUGUCUGCGCGCAACAAACACAUAGCGGAGGCCACUAUGAUCAAGAAGAAAAUGUACUAUAACAUGCGGAUUAAGGCGAUAAAGCGCGAUGUGCACGGAAGGAUUCGCCAUGCCGAGACGAUCCGCAACCAGGCUGAGCAUCACAUGGAAACGAGCGUGUCGGCUCUGGUGCGACAUAAGAAGGAAAUUGAGAGGUUUUUGAAGAAGCUGGAGUGUGUGAGCUCGUGUCUGCAAGACCGCUACAGCGCAGUGUAUCGCAUGAAUCAAGACUUUGAGCGCUUAAGGACAAGUUUGAGGUGUACUUCCGAGAUGAACAUUGCGCGUCUAAUGCUGGAGCUGGAGACCGGCGGCAACAUUCGACUCGAGGACGGUAAACCGUCGGAUGCGUGGUUCGGAUCUUGUGUCGAGCUCGUGCGAUCGCGAAUAUUCCUACCAGAGCUGCAGAAACUUGGGAUAAACGACAUCCAAAUCAAUCGAGUCACGAGGAUAAACAACAGAUUUUUACGGAAUAGAUUCCAGGCAAGAAUGGAGGAGGUUCUCAUUGCUCCAGACAGAAAGGUCAAGGAUAACGUAUCGAAAAAGGGGGUGACAGUACCGAACGAAGAUGUUGACGUUGAACGAGAGAGCGUAAAAUCAAGAGAACGCAACGUCGGAACACCGCAAGAGCCAGGUAAACGUGGUAACCAGCCGCAGAAUCCGUGUCCCGGUUCAACACUGGAAACAUCGAUGGAAUAUCUGUUUUACGCUCAGUCCCCACUGCUAGAAGAUCAUCAGUUGCGUAGUCCUGCCGACACCGAGCAACUAUUUAUCGCAGAGAACGGCUUCCGUGGAUUUUCAGGACUUGGAACGACGGACUUUGGUGCCGCCAUUAAACUCUCCAACUCAAUUGCCCUGCUAGACGCGCCACGUGUUACGGCAGCGCUUGUCGCUAAAGGACAACAAGCUGUGUCGAGCGUGGAUACCGCACCUUCUCAGCAAAAAAUGAACCAGGACAUGAAGCGAGCGGUGCAACUUGCAGUGUCCGGUGACUGGGAUUUACCCUGUGGCGUGUUACUCGUAGCGAAAGUUUUUCCCGGGUACACAAAAUGUAUCAGCAAUGCUGACGUUGCACUUGCAAAGGCUACGGCUGGUUCUACGUUGGGGAAGGCUCAAGAUUUCACGGGGGUUCAGAGCUUGCAGGUGAUGCAUGGAGGUGCUGCGACUACAACCGCAGGUGGAGAAGCUGCCACCAACAAGCAAAAGUUGUACUAUGUGUUUGACAGUGCGCUGGUUUUACCGGAAUAUUUCGUGGAGUAUCACAAUGAAGAAGACGCGGUCAACCUCGGAGUUGCAGCCAAACUGGUGGAUGAUUUCGAACGCAAGUACCGUAUCCGGCGCUCACAAAGCCCUCAACCCGCUGAGAACAGCGCAUAUUCGAGUACUGAUGAAAGCGUGAUGCGCUUACUUCAAAUGGAGCCAUUGGUGCCUGGAUCAAUUGCAUCGAAGGACUCGCCAAUCGUAUCAACACGACUACAAGUGACUGCAGCAAGUCGCAUUAAGUAUUUGAGCUUACUGGGGUGCGAGCUCGAGACAAUACCAGAUAUGUCACCUCUGAAAGAUCAUCUGGAAGUGCUGGUGCUAAGUUACAAUAAGAUCCAAGGCAUCUGCAAUAACCUCGAGAGUCUUUCAACUCUGCGAGUUCUCGACUUGUCCUACAACCACAUUGCACGUAUUGGCCACCUCGAACAUCUCUACAGCUUGACGACGUUGGAAAUCACGCACAAUUUAAUCCGAUCUUUCGAUGACGUGGAGUGUAUCGGGAAAGCUUUGGGAAAGCGGUCACUCAAGCGGCUUGACCUCCGAAAGAACAGCAUUUGUGACUCCAAACGAUACAGAUUUCAUGUGCUGCAGUAUUUACCAGAUCUCGCGCAACUUGAUCAACAAACUGUGCUACAAGAAGAGAUCACCAUUGCUCAACGGUUGAUCACCCAGCUAUCCCCCUCAAAAGUGUGGGCUCUUCAUUGCCAGAAGACUCGGUGCACUGUCCCGCUGUCUUCAACUGAAGCUGUCGACCUUCCGCCAUCGGAUCGCCACCCCGAGUCUGACGACGAAGUCGACUCCAAUUCGACCAAAGCUGAGUGGAGCUCAGUGGAGGAGCUUGUCUUGAAUCACGAGUUGCUUGGGUCAAUAGAAGGACUGAGUAAGGCUGUGAAUCUGCGGAUAGCAUCGUUCUCGGACAACGCCAUCAAACGGAUAGGUGGUUUGCAAGCGUGCACGAGGCUGGAAGAGUUAUGCUUGGACGACAACGAGAUCACUCAGAUCGAGAACCUGGAGCAGCUCUCCUUUCUCAAGAAGCUGCACCUUGGUCGGAAUCGCUUGACUGUUAUUCAGCACUUGGACUCGCUGGAGAAUCUCAUCCAACUCUCGCUAGAAGAAAACCAAAUCUCCAGCUUGAGAGGUCUGGGUUCAGCGCUGAAGCUCAUGGAACUUUACUUGGGGAACAACCAGAUUGAGAACUUGAAAGAGGUCCAGCAUCUAAAGUCGCUACCGAAGCUGACCAUCCUCGAUCUGUCAGGUAACGAGAUCACGCGACUUCCUGACUAUCGUUUGUACACUGUCUACUACCUCCGACGAGUUAAGGUUUUGGACGGAGUAAGUGUCUCGACGCAAGACCAGAGCAACGCGAAGCAGAAAUACAGCGGGAAAUUAACGUUUGAGUUCAUCCUGGAGAAAUGUGGCGGAGGUAACGCUACGCCGAGUGGAUCUGGAGCGGAAAAUCAGUUUGGUCGGAUUACCGACAUGGAUUUAUCUUCGUGCCGCAUCCGCGAGAUCGGAUCAAUCCCAGGAGAUGUCUUCUCGAAUGUCCGUGAGAUUAAUCUCGAGAACAAUCAGAUCAUCGACAUCUCUGGCCUCGAGGCGCUGCCAAAGCUCCGUGUGCUGAAUCUCAAUCGCAAUCGAAUUGAGAAGCUCAUGCCUUCCAGUCAGUCGAAUGAUUACACGCUGCCGGAUACUUGUGACGGCGGAGGAAAGGGAAUCCUGGCGUGCCUAAAUCUCGAGCAAUUGCAUCUGGCCUACAAUCAAAUCACCGACAUGACGACGCUAGGACUUCAGUUCUUGGAUUCCCUAAAGGUUCUUCACCUUCAGGGAAACGCAAUCGUGUUCUUAGCUGGGUUAGAAUGCAAUACUGAGCUCGUCGACAUUCGUCUGGACAAGAACCGCAUUCGACAGCUUGACCCGCACUCGACCCUCGCUCUGCGGCAGCUGAAGUUCCUGAACCUUGAAGACAACGGCUUGAAAUCGCUCUCCAAUUUCAACAACAUGCUCAGUCUGGAGGUUGGUUUGGAGGAGGUGGAAAAGCUGGCGUCAUUGCCCUCAAUCGUCGACUUACGCCUCAACAACAACCCCCUAACCAAGAAGCAUCUCUAUCGACAGCACGUGCUGUACAAGCUCAACUCGCUCAAGGUUCUAGACGGCAAGGACGUUUACAGCGACGAGAAAGAACGCAUCGAUAUCCUUUUCCUCCACGAACGUGCUGCCGCUGCCGCUUCUGGAACAAUUUCAAAUGCCCCUGAAAGAGUCAUAGAAAACAGAGCUGUGUACCAGACUCAGCUGAUCUUGACGCCAUCGAGUAUCCCGACCAAGGGUUCAUCAUCUGUGGGGAUCUCCCAACCUCUGGGUAUCCCACACAACGAGGUACUGUCCGGUUCUUUGCUUCGAAAGACACCGACAGCUCCCCUUCAAGUACCGACACCGCCGCCAAUCUUGUCUCCACCGACUUUUCCUCUGCCCGAACACGAAGUGGAUCUCUCGAUUGCUAUCGCUCCAUCCAACACAACCACUCGGUCGCUGUUGGCACCCACACACAAUUCCUACCGCAAUCUCACCUCGUUAGGAAGUCAGUCCAGUUGGCAGCAGCUAUACGUGGGCAGUAGUUUACGCAGACGACUGUCGAGCGUGCACUACGACCAGCAGCAGAUUCCCUCACCUUCAUUGCAGGUGAACGGAAGUUUCAACGGACCGGACACCAAGCUUCCUGUUGGUAUCAUUUCAUCGCAAGCAGUGGUCCGAGGUCCGUCUGCAGCGAUAAGAAGGGCAGGCUUCAACAUGCAACCAACAUCGACCGAGCCGCAAUCCAAAGCAGGAACUCAAGUGUCAUCAGAUCAUGUGUUCCCCUCCAGCACAAUCCCCUCUGCCAACGACGGCAACAACAGUGGCAGGAGUUUUGCGGGUUAUGUGGUGACCUACGGCAACCAAAAGCGGUACUCGAACUACCCAGGCGUACAACAGGAAACCACCAUCCCGUACCUGUCCACAAAGCUGCAGCAGCAAACUCGGAGAAGCAGCGAUAGACGAUGA